AUGAGCGGCUACUCACACUCCAACUCGCCCGAACUGGGCUGGGUUGUACAAAAAUUCGGCGGAACAAGCGUUGGUAAAUUUCCUGACAAGAUUGCGCACGAUAUCGUAAAAACAAGUUUGUCGCGGAAUCGAGUGGUGGUGGUAUGUUCUGCGCGAAGCACGGGGAAAAAGGCCGAGGGCACCACCAGUCGCUUAAUUGGUGUCUACGCCAUGCUCAAGGCUGUCGGCGCCGCCGCAAACGCCGAGGAGGAGCAGUUUGCACACAUGGACGAGGCCAAGAAGCUCAUCAAGGACAUUUGCAAAGAUCACGUCGCCGCCGCCGAGGCCUACGUCACCGAGCCCCUACUACGGCAAAAGCUCAUUACCCGUAUAGAGGCCGAGUGCCAGGAGCUCAUCGAGUACAUCAUCGCCACCAAGAGAUUCAACCUCGAGAUCAAUGCGCGCUCCAAGGACCGCGUUAUUAGCUUUGGCGAGAAACUGGCCUGUCUAUCCAUGACGGCCGUGCUACAGAAUAACGGCGUCGAUGCAGAAUACGUAGAUCUCGGUGACGUGCUGCACUGCGAGGCCGCGGACCCUCUCGACGCCAGCUUCUACAAGACGGCCGUCGAGGCCUUUCGCAAGAAACUCUGCGCAUGCGGAACCAAGAUCCCCGUCGUCACCGGCUUCUUCGGCAACGUGCCGGGCAGCCUCAUUGACGGCGACAUUGGCCGCGGCUACACGGACCUCUGCUCCGCGCUGUGCGCCGUCGGCCUGGGCGCCGAGGAGCUGCAGAUCUGGAAGGAAGUCGACGGCAUCUUCACGGCCGACCCGUCCAAGGUGCCGACGGCGCGCCUCCUGACCUCCAUCACGCCGUCGGAAGCCGCUGAGCUGACCUUUUACGGCUCCGAGGUCAUCCACCACCUCACCAUGGACCAGGUCGUGCGCGCCACGCCCCCGAUCCCGAUCCGCAUCAAAAACGUAAAGAACCCGCGCGGCACCGGCACCAUUGUGAUUCCGGACCCGAUCCUGUCGCCGUCGCACCAGCUGCACCGCUCGCGGUCGCUGGUCCACCUCGCCGACGGCCUGCACAAGCCGCCGAAGCGGCCGACGGCCGUCACCAUCAAGGACGACAUUAGCGUCAUCAACGUGCACUCCAACAAGCGCUCCCUCUCGCACGGCUUCUUUGCCCGCGUCUUCUCCAUCCUCGACAAGCACAGCAUCUCCGUCGACCUCAUCUCCACCUCCGAGGUGCACGUCUCCCUGGCCAUCCACUCGGCCAGCACCCGCAUCGACGCCUUUUCCAGCGCCAAGCGGAGCCUCGAGGAGUGCGGCGACGUCAGCGUGCUCUCCGACAUGGCCAUUCUGAGCCUCGUCGGCGCCGACAUGAAGAACAUGGUUGGCGUCGCCGGCAAGAUGUUUUCUACGCUGGGCGAGCAUAAUGUCAACUUGGAGAUGAUUUCUCAGGGUGCAAGUGAAAUCAAUAUUUCAUGCGUCAUUGAUGCCCGAGACGCCGAUCGGGCCAUGAAUGUUUUGCAUACACAUCUUUUUACCUUUUUAGACUAG
This is a messenger RNA of Beauveria bassiana ARSEF 2860, 1542 nucleotides long. Its product is annotated as aspartate kinase. Gene Ontology annotation, molecular function: aspartate kinase activity. The record is from RefSeq and is a predicted model, not a curated record. The transcript is spliced from 6 exons. Lineage: Eukaryota; Fungi; Ascomycota; Sordariomycetes; Hypocreales; Cordycipitaceae. Bases 1 to 1542 code for a protein of 513 amino acids.